CGAAACCAUGCUCUCAUUUAAGAUGGCGGACGGUCCACUGCUGUGAUGAGAAGACAUUUUGCAGUGUAUCUCCUCGCAAAGACGUUUGGAUCGGUCGCCAGUGGCUGUUUGGAGCAUAUUUGAGCACUCUGUAUGUCGUAUGGUGAUUGACAUUGACUUUUAGCAACAUUUGGAGCUUAAAAAUUGGCAAAACUAAUUGCUAUGGAUUUUUGUUGCUGAUUUAUUUGCAGUAUUUAGAUUUGAAUUAUGGCCCACAAGCGAACUGCGUCUGAAGACCUAGAGUCCUCUCCCCCUGCCCUCAAGCAGCCUCGACUGACGGCAACUCCUCCCAUUAGACCCUCGUCUCUGCCCACGCCCCAGUCAUUUGUCCCUACACAACGGCCUCCUUUGCAGCACAUUGUCCGACCGCCUGGUGCCCCACGUACCUCGUUAGUCAACAUAACGACAGGGGUCGUCCCCCCAAUUGCCCCCGUUAUGAGGCCUGGGAUGCUGCCUCUACAAGCAUCACCAGUACCCCUGAGAGUGCCCGCCUCAUACAGUGCCAGAAUUGGAAUAGGAUCCCCUACCGUUCCAAUUAUGUGUCCGACCAUAGCCCCUCAAAGACGACCCCUCCUCUCUACACGCGUGAUGACUCCGAGUCCCAUUCCGUUGAUCCCCCCACCUCCAUACUCCGUUUCUAUGGUGAUGCCACCAGCCAGUGAGAGUCCGCAAGAACAAGCCGAGAACAGUUGCCUGUCACCUUCGCAGUUUCUUUACCACCCCGCUACUCUUCAGUCUACACCUACUCCCUCCUCCACCACGGCUAGCCCUACUGUUGUCACGUCAACCGUAGCGACGUCUUCUGAUAGCAACAGACAACCAGUGUGCACGUCAGCUGCUGCCACAGCUACUGUCAUUGUAUCCAAAGGGAAAGAAAACGGAAAAAUGAAUAUCAAGGAUAAACGAGCAAAAGUAUUGAAAGCCUUCAAGAGGAAAUCUGCAACAUUGAAACUGAAACAUGAGGUGCAGCUAAAAGAAAAGUUCUUUUUGGAAGGGGGCGGUAAUUUGAUGGAAUUUAUUUCGUGGAAGAAAAAGCCUAACAUCUUACGAGAUCAGUAUCUUGAUAAAAAUAAGCUAGAAUCCGGAGGCGCUGCUACAAACCAAGACCAACUCCUCUCCCCCAAAGACAUGACUCAGAGCUUCACACCUCGACGAACAUCGGCAGAGGAACUGCUCAAGGAAUCACUGAAGCAACCACUGAAGCAACCACUGAAACAACCGAGUACACUAAAAGCCUCAAAGAGCCCGGAGAAAUACAAGACUCCUCCCAGCACAGCUCCUACGACUAACUCUUUGUCAACCAUGAUUCAAAUCCCACUCUCAACCGUUUCUCCUGCCAGUAUUCAGAUAGGGACACCCAAACAACUAACCCCCGCCUCUCCUAAAAGUGGUAACUCGUUCCAGACCCCCUCACCGCGACCGUCAACACGCGCACAAGCCUCGUUCAGUUCGGUGUAUGAGAGCUCACACGAGGACAUUGUUAUGCGAGCAAGACACGAAGCUGACGUUAAGAAAGCCAUCGCUGAGUUGAGAAGAGAGGGCCUUUGGUCGGCUUGUCGUCUGCCCAAGGUGGUGGAGCCAUCGAGAAAGAAGACUCAUUGGGACUACCUGUUGGAGGAGAUGCAAUGGCUAGCCACUGACUUUGUGAAUGAGAAGAGAUGGAAGAUUAAUGCCGCAAAGAAGUUGAGUCGCAGUAUAGCCCGCUACCAUCAGGAGAAGGAGAUGCAACAUGCUAGAGCCGAGAAAGAGGACCAAUUGAAACUCAAGAAGAUUGCCUCUACCAUUGCCAAGGAGAUCAAACACUUCUGGGACUCUAUUCAGAAAGUGGUUGAGCACAAGCAGCAGGUGCUGCUGGAGGAGAAGAGAAAGAGAGCCAUGGACCUACACCUGGACUACAUUGUUGACCAGACCACCAAGUACUCCAAGUGGCUGGUGAAGGGUCUGGCCUCCGCGACUAGCUCAGCCGAGCCCUCACUACAAAGUGCAGCUAGCAGCUCUCUAGAUGAGUCGGAUGAUUUUGUGGCUGGAAUGGAAGAAAGCGAUAACGAGGAGACCAUCGACAGGGAAGAAGAAGCACUCAACCAGGAGGGUGUGGACUACGGCUCGGAGCUGAGACAGCUGCAGAACGAGGCAGAUAUACCACUGGACCAACUCCUGGACAGUCUUCCCCCGGAGAUGCUGGCCAGUGGGGAUUUCCCCACCCCCACUCCCAGUGUUAGUGAUGAAGCAAUGGAAGUAGAGGCUCUUCCUGCUGAUGAUGCAACUGUCGAGAAACCAACAAGCCCCCCCGAAGAGUCUUUGUUGGAGAAAGAGCCAGCUGGUGAUGACGACAAAGCUGCUGAUAGCAAUGUUGGUGACGCUAGUGUUACCAGUGACCCUUGUGAGCGUGUAGGUGUUACUUCUGGUGAGGGUAGUGAGAGUAGUGCCAGUCGUGAGGGUGGUGAUGCGGAGGAGUACCGUGCUAGUGGUGACGAGUGUGAUGAGGAGGGGACCAUAUCGGAGCAGGAGGAUCACGAGGGAGAGCAGGACCACCGGACAGAGAUGGACGACCUGGCUAAGGAAGGUGAGCUUCCGCUGGAAGACCUGUUGGCCAGGUACAACCUGCAGAGACAGUCUGACACACCGGAAACCGAUGUGGAGGAGCCAAGUGAAGGCACUAGUCCAAUGGAUACCUCAGGAAGUGCGUCCGAGGAAGAGGGGGCGGAGUCAGAAGAAGAGGAGGCUGGACUGGAGCUGUUGGUAUCAGGGAAAAGCCUCGAGGAAGCGUUUCAGACUGAGGCUGGUCUCUCUGACGUGGCUGCCGUGGCCAAGCAGUUUCAGCCCAAGGGCAUUACCUUGGCAACAACGGAGGUGAAGACACCAGUACCGUUCCUCCUCCGUCACACACUGAGGGAGUAUCAGCACAUCGGACUAGACUGGUUGGUUGCCAUGCACGACAGGAAACUCAAUGGGAUCCUGGCUGACGAGAUGGGGCUCGGCAAGACGAUCCAGACGAUCGCUCUCCUCGCCCACCUGGCGUGUGAGAAGGGCAACUGGGGACCACAUCUCAUUAUAGUGCCCACCUCCGUCAUGCUCAACUGGGAACUAGAACUCAAGAAAUGGAGUCCUGCCUUCAAAAUACUCACCUACUUCGGCACCCUCAAGGAGAGGAAACAGAAGAGAGUGGGAUGGUCAAAGAAGAACGCAUUCCAUGUGUGUGUCACCUCCUAUAACAUAGCAGUGACCGAUCACAGAUCUUUUAAGCAAAAGAAAUGGAAGUAUAUCAUUCUAGACGAGGCCCAACACAUCAAGAACUUCAAGAGCCAGCGAUGGCAGACCCUACUCAACUUUAACAGUCAGCGUAGACUGCUCCUCACGGGCACACCCCUCCAGAACAACCUCAUGGAGCUGUGGUCACUCAUGCAUUUCCUUAUGCCAGCUGUCUUCUCUUCUCACUCUGACUUUAAGGAGUGGUUCUCCAACCCUCUCACUGGGAUGGUGGAGGGGAGCCAGGAGUACAACGCCUCCAUUGUCAAGAGGCUCCAUCAGGUCCUGCGGCCGUUCCUCCUGCACCGACGUAAGAUGGAGGUGGAGAAGCAGAUGCCUCAGAAGUAUGAGCACUUGAUUCCGUGUCAGCUCUCAAAGAGACAGCGGUUCCUCUAUGACGAUUACAUGUCCAGAGCAAAGACCAAAGACUCUUUGGCUAGUGGGAACUACCUCAGCGUUAUCAAUAUUCUCAUGCAACUCAGAAAGGUGUGCAACCACCCUGACCUGUUUGAGCUCCGCCCCAUUGUCUCUCCGCUAAGACUACUGGCGCUGGAGUACUACACUGCCUCUCUUGUUCUACAGACCACCUCCUCACAGCCAUUCCAGAAUGUUAGUUUGGAUUUCCUCAACCUUCAACUGGCCGACUACGAAGUCACCACAGAUGCGUUUGUGGCCUACCGUUCUCGACAGCUGCAAGCACCACGCCUACUCAUCCUGGACCCCACCCACCCACAGGGAGUGGUGGAGAGUGAGGGAUGUGACUCUGGUGACGACAGGGAGGGGGAGGGCUACCUUGAGGACCUCCACUUGCCUACCCUUCAAGCGAAGAUAGAGGAGUUCACUUUGUCGAGACGUCGCCAGAUGUGUGAGGUGAACAGUCGACGAUGCAAGAGACAGCCGGUAUAUGGGAGAGACCUUGUGGAAGCAGUGAGAGGUGUCUGUCACCCCAGGAGCAGCUGCUCAUGGAAAACCUCGUCACAACCUCCCACCCUGGACUGGCGAUGGAGUGGUCACUCUGCCUGUCUGCGUCACCAGACCUCGUCCCUGUCCUGGACAGAGCAGUCCACUCUACUAGCAGCUGCACUACCCACUCUGGAGGAGAGGCUGGACCAACUGAGCGAGGUCAUCAAGAGGUUUGUGAUCACGGUGCCCCGAGUGACCGCCCCCUCCAUCAAGUUCCACACCUACCACCCACCACUAGCGUAUAUCACCCACGAGCAACUCGUUAACAAGACGCUAACGACAGGGUUGUCACGCCCACUGAGGGUGCUCCACCAGACCUCCACUGCUAUGUGUUUCCAGUUUCCGGAAACGAGACUGAUACAGUACGACUGUGGUAAGCUGCAGACGUUGCACCUCCUCCUGCAGAGACUUAAGACUGGGAGUCACAGGGCGUUGAUAUUCACUCAGAUGGGUCGUGUUCUGGACGUGCUUGAGAUCUUCCUCAACUAUCAUGGCCACACCUACUUACGACUGGAUGGCUCCACCCCCGUCAUUAAGAGACAGCAACUGAUGGAGCGAUUCAACCGUGACGAACGGGUAUUCUGUUUCAUCCUGUCGACACGCAGUGGUGGUCUGGGGGUUAACCUGACCGGAGCAGACACAGUCAUCUUCUACGACUCGGACUGGAACCCCACAAUGGAUGCACAGGCGCAAGAUCGCUGUCAUCGGAUUGGUCAGACACGGGACGUCCAUAUUUACAGACUUAUUUGCACGAGCACUGUCGAGGAGAACAUUCUGAAGAAGGCUAACCAGAAGAAGAUGCUAGGCCAAAUAGCCAUAGAAGGAGGAGGGUUCACCACCGACUUCUUUAAACAGGAGUCUCUUCGAGAGCUGUUUAAAGUCAAAAGCCAUGAAACCACACCCCCUAAGAGCCCCUCCAUUGAAGACCAGUCAGCUAUAUCAGAGAAACAAGUGGAAGAGAUACUGAUGUCAGCAGAAGACGAGGGUGAUGCACAGGCAGCUGCUGAGGCUCGUGCAGAACAAGCGGCAGAAUUGGCCGAGUUUGAUGAGGCUUAUGCUGCUCACAAUGACGGCAGUCAGGAGAGUGUCAAGGAUGGUGAGGGGGAGAAGAUACGCUCUGAGUUUGCAGCCAUUGAUGAGCAGCUCAACCAUGUGGAACGAUACGCCAUGAGGUAUCUGGAGGAGGAGAAUGCUGGGGUGGCCGCCGAACAGCUCAAGCAGGCAGAGGAGAGUAUUGAGCACGCCAAAAAGGAGUGGGAACUAGGUCACCUCAAAUCCCUUCGUCAAGAAGAGGAGCGUCUGGCCGAUGAGGACACGACAGAGGACAUCCUCCUGUCCUAUGAUCGCCCAGAUAACAGUAACAAGGUCUACUUUGAUGAACCAAGUGGAGAAGAGAUGCCCGUGUGGCUACCUCCUACCCCUCCUGCUGAUGAUAACAAUGACCGCUAUGUGGAUCUCGUUAUGGACAUGUCGUAUGACACUCAUACCACCAUCAGCCCGGCCAUCCUGGCUGCCAUUGCUCCAUUCAGGCAAGAGGACUACGAUGUGUUUGGACUGAGCAAGAAGACCACUCAGUACGAUAUUGUCAAGAAGUCACAGAGGUCUAAUAUCAAGCAGCAAAAGGAGCAUUUGAAUGUCCCACCAUCUCUGUUCUGGAGGCGACCAGCUGCAGAUGCUCUGUCCACAAAACUUAAGAAAUUGGCGUCACAUCAGAAGAAACUCAAGGCCAAAGACCAGUUCACUCCUCUACUGGAGCAGCAUCCGGAGGGCCCUGACUGGAUGUUCUACGAAGACUGGGCAUUGCUAAAGAGUGUGACAGUGGUGCUCGAGUUCCCACUCUCCCUGACGAUCACCGUACCAGCCCAGACACCCAACUGGAGUGUAGUCGCUGACAUCACUUCCUCUCUCAGCCGAAUCAGAAGGUCACCUCUACAGUGUCGUGAGCAUCUGAUGAACGUGGUGAUUCCUAGAGAAGACCACACCCUCAAGCAUGACGAACAUGAAGGUAGCACCAAGAAGAUAAAGUCUAGAGAUGGGAUAACUAAAAAGACUAAAGGUCGCAGAGAACAGCGUACCAAGAGCCUGGUGGUGAACGAUGGAGGGAAGGAGCAGGGUCGCCUCUACUCCACGUGCUUCGACUGGAUACAGCAGUCCAGUGCUAAGAGAAAGCAGGCUCCUAAGUUCACGUGGGAGUCGAGUCAGAAACCAUCCAUGCACACUGACCUCCUCAAGGAAUAUGGUAUUGUCGUGGAUACGGUGCAUUCUCCAAUGCAAGUGGCCCAACUAAGAACUGAUAGGAUACAGGUAAAUAGAGGCAGCUACCAUUCGGGGACGCCCGGCACUGUACAGUUCAAGAAUGCCGCAGACCUUGCGAAGGCUGGAUACAAUGUCCCUAGACCGACAGUGACUGUCGCUGGGACCAGUCAAAAGUUCCCCUCUGUCACCACGCCAACAGUCGCCUCUCCCUCAAAACUACCUGCAGCCACGCCCAUAUCCCUCCCACUGGUCACGCCCAUCUCCACCAAUACAGUCACUGGGGUCACACCAAUAAUGAGCACUACCGUGGGGAAGACCACCUACACUGUCCCAGUCAGCGUUAGUGAACUAGGCAAGACGCUGAUAGCCAGGAGUGGCCUAACACAUCAGCAACUCCUCCUCUUGAGACAACAAACAAUUCAACAUCAACAACAACAAGCAGCAGCUGCCUCUCUCGUUUCACCCACAAUCACACAGGUACCACAGACCCAAUCCGCAAAGGCUACCAAGAUCAUCCCCACUGGGAUUGAACAGCUACGGACCUCUGUCAGCUCAGUGGCUUCGAUGGCUUUGCCUCUUCAACGAUUCUCUGGUAUCGUGCCAACCAGCGGAGUUACAAGUGCAGCUGCAACACUGAGAGGGUUGACAGGAGCGGCAGGACGAGCUUUGCAAACUGAAGAAGUGUUAGCUCUCUUAAAGCAACAAUCACUUAGAAUGGCCGCUACUCAGCAAUACAAGACAGCUGCAGGAACUGCUCAGAUCCACCCAAGAGACCCGACAACUGCAAUUGCUCAGAUCCAACUGAGGCCAGAAGGAACGGCUAAGACUGUAAAACAACAACUUUCGGCAGCCAUCUUGCAGGGCGAGACAGCCAAGCUGAUCAAUCGAACCACUUCGGCUACUUCUGAGGGCGCUAACCAAAUCAAAGUAGAGAUGAUUGAUGCGAGUAGGGCCCUAGCAGCCACUCAGAAAACACAGUCUAUUAAGCUAGUGCCAGCUACUGUCGCUCAAGCUAAGGUGUCUACCAUUGGAGGUGGAACUACUUCUGUACAGCAAGUCACGGCUGCUCAGUUUCAACAGGUUUUGGCGUUGCAGCAAGCUGCAGCUGCUGCGAAGUCGAUGGCUAAACCAAACACACCUGCACCACAGACAAGUACAGCUAGCACAAAGCCUGCAGAACAGUCAAAAUGAACACACAUGAACCAAAACACAUUUAAUUCUCAUUUAUUACCUUAAUUAUUAAAAUUUUAACUAGAUUAAUUUGUGGUUUUGAUAGUCAUAAAUUGACAAUACGUCAUCAGAAUGAA
Molecule: messenger RNA, 7811 nt
Organism: Halichondria panicea
Lineage: Eukaryota; Metazoa; Porifera; Demospongiae; Suberitida; Halichondriidae
Product: helicase domino-like
Exons: 44
Coding region: 247-7695 (2482 amino acids)
Biological process (GO): chromatin remodeling
Cellular component (GO): Swr1 complex
Molecular function (GO): histone binding; ATP binding; ATP hydrolysis activity
Source: RefSeq, a predicted model, not a curated record